This is a messenger RNA of Dermatophagoides farinae (American house dust mite), 4619 nucleotides long. NCBI's taxonomy places the organism in Eukaryota, Metazoa, Arthropoda, Arachnida, Sarcoptiformes, Pyroglyphidae. The record is from RefSeq and is a predicted model, not a curated record.
GAGAGAGAGGCAUUUCUGAAACAUUAGUGCAUUUAUACUCAACAUUGGUAUGUGUGUCGUCCAGUGUGUGGAAUAAGCUGAUCUGUUUUUUUAAUUUUUGAUUUUUUCUGACCGUGAUUAUAUUCAUCCGAAUGGAUUUUGAUUAUCCAUCCGAUAAAUAUCGUAUCCGAAUCAUUGAGAUAUUAUUAUCAUAGGUUAAUCAUCAUCAUCAUCAUCAUCACCAUCAACAACAUACUAUUUUACGUCUUCUUUUUUUUCGUUUUGACGCAUCACUUUUUUUCAGUGUUUAUAUGCUUGAUGAAUGCCAAGAUCAUCAUAAUAACAUAACCAACGUUAUUGUUUAUAUGCAUAAUGAUGACAAUGAAUGUAUAGGAGAAUCAUCAUCAUCAAAAAACAAAAGCAGCUACAGCAACAGCAGUAGUAAAUAACCGUUUUAUUUUAAAAGAGUUGCAACAUCUUUAAAAAAGAAAAAUCUUUACAUUUUGUGGCUUUGAUGGACUAUGACUACACAUUAUAUGAUGAUGAUGUGAUCAACGAACCAAAACCAAGUACACUUUUUCAACUAAAAUCUAUUAAUUUUUUAUUCAUAAACCAAACAGACGAGAUUGAGAUAUUGAUAUUUACAAAUGGUGCUACCUAUUACAUUGGCCGUGAUGCCGAAAAAAAAGGAUCAUCAUCAUCAUUCAUCAAAUUAUUCCAAUAUUGGUGUUGCUGGUAAAUAUACGAAAAAAGAAUCACCACCCAAUUUGCCAAUAAUAAAUAUUUGGACAUCAUCAAGUUUAUCGACAACUACAAAUUCAAAACUCUCUACCGUUAAUAAUAGGCAACUCAACAAUGUUUAUUCAUCAGCUAUUACGGCAGGUGUUAGCCAUCAACAGAAUUCAUCUAUAUCGAAUUUAUUGGCUUCAUCAUUUAGUACAUCGAUCACUAAUCUUGCAUUCAUUGGUCAACAACAAUCAUCUCCUAAUGUCAAUAAUAAUAAUGCCAAACAACAACAAAGUCCGCAGAUUCAACAACAACAUCAUUUCCAUGCCAAUUCUACUUCGAAUCUUUUCAAUCAACAUCAAAAUCCUACAAAUUCAGGAUCAACGAUCCCAAACCUAUCAACAAAGGCAAAUCAUUUAACAUCGACAACGGCCGAUCAUUGCAAUAAUUCUCGUAUGACAAGAGCAUCAUCACAAAUGACAAUAAAUAAUAAUGGUUGUUAUCAAGUGCCAACAACUGGGCCAAUUUUUGCAUCAACAUCAUCAAAGACAACGAAUUCAAUGAUGGCCACAAGUGGCACAAACAAUAGUCAAUUAAAAUCGACUCCAUCAUCAAGCAAUUCAUCAUUGCAAUCAAUACAUAAUAAUUAUAAUGGCCAAUUGAUCGAUUCAUCACCAUCAUCAUCAUCUAUGACAAUAAUGACAACGUCAUCUUUGACGACAAAUAAUAAUAGUGCAAUGUAUCAAUCAAUUAGUGGCUGCCGGCAGCAAUCUUUCCAAAGACAUGGACAACAACCACAACAACAAAAUGCAGUCGCCUCACAGAUUGCUUUGCGGGCUACAUCAUCCACCGCUUUAGGCGGAAUAAACGAUCCAAACAUAAUUGUAACACAGACAACGAUUCCUACGACGACAACAGCAUCAAAUUAUCUUCAAUUAAAUCACCAGCAUAGUAAAAUGUGGAUCUCACAACCUACAUUACGUGCCUCAAGUCCAUCUCAAUCAUCAUCACAGAUUCGUUCAAUGAUGAAUUUGAAUCAAAUGGUUUCCGGAUCUGUUGCAAGUAAUAAUAAUCAACCGGUUGGUUCCUCUUUUACAUCAAAUAAUUGUCAAAACAAUCCUACUCAUUCAAACUGCUAUUCGAAUCAUCAACAACAACAAUUAUCUAAUUAUGUUCAACAACAACAAGCAAGUCAUCAGAUAAUGUUAAUGAAUUCAUUAGUACAUGAUUUUCAUAAACAACAACAACAACAACAUAAUGCCUCAUCAAAUUCAUCGAUCAAUCAGGCAAUCGAUUCAUUUCCUUCCAACUAUUAUUCACCAUCAUCAUCAUUAUCGUCGAUACAUGAAAAUUCAUCCACAUCAAUAACUAAUCUUAAUAGUAGUCAACAACAAUUCAGUCAAUUACAGUCAUCAUCAUCUCAAUCAUCUAUGAAUAAUUAUUCACCUAAAACAUCUAAUAAACAAGAAUCAAAUUGGACUCAACAACAAAAUCGAAUGCCUAUAUCACAACAACAACAACAAGCUCAACAUUUAUAUCAGAAUACAUCAUCAUGUUCAUCGAUCAAUAAUUUAGCCAAUAUAAUGAAAUCAUCGUCAUCAUCAACAGGUAUAAAUCAUAAUAAUGGCAGUAAUACAACAUUGGAUUCUUUCGCUGAAAAUAUGCAAAUACAAAUGUAUCAUAAACAGAUUCAGGAACAAUAUUCUAAACAACAAACACAAGAAUUGUUGGCCCGUGUACUUUCUGCUGCUGCUACAACUGCACCAAAUACUUAUAGCCAACAACAAGAACAACAAAUACAGCCACAGCCAAAUGUCGGCUGUUCGACGUCAUCAUCACAAUCAUCAUUAUCUUCUCUACAAUCUGGACCAUUCAAAUCAUCAUCUAAUCAAGCAUUAUCGAUAGGAGUUGGUGGAUCGAAUUCUAAAUCUAAUUCUAAUCAAAAUCUAACUUCAUGUGUAUCAAAUUCAAAUUUAUCAAUGAACACUACUACGACCCAGCAAAUGGAAAAUGCAUCAUCACCAGCAACAACAACAGCUAUUGCUGGAUCAUCAUGUGCAAUUGCUGUCAAUAAUAAUAACAACAAUGGCCAAGAAGAAUCAUUGCCUUUACCGCCUGGAUGGUCAAUCGAUUUUACAUUACGAGGAAGAAAAUAUUAUAUCGAUCAUAAUACUAAAACUACUCAUUGGAGCCAUCCAUUAGAAUCUGAAGGUCUACCAACAGGUUGGGAACGUGUUACAUCUUCAGAAUAUGGAGUCUAUUAUGUUAAUCACAUUACACGACAAACACAAUUUGAACAUCCAUUGGCUGCUCGUUAUGGUCAAAAAUUAAUGCCAACAACAAACACAACAACAACUAAUACAAGCGUUGGGCCAUCUUGUUGGUCAAAUCCUCAACCUUCACAAUCACAACAAUUGACCAAUCCACAACAGCAGCACUCACAACAACAUAUUUAUGUGAAUGCUGCUAACAUUCAACAGUUGCUUAAUUUAAGCAAAGAAAUGGCUGCAUCGUUACCUAAAGAAGAAAAUCAUACUAUCUCCGAUAAUCACGUUUAUUCAAAUGUACAUUUACUGUCUCAACAAUUGUUGCAGAAGCAUCAUCAACAACAACAAAAACUACAAUUAACACCGCUAUUAGAAAACGAUGGUGGAAGCUCUGCAUCAUUCUUGGCUAAUGAUUCUGGACAAUAUGCCAAUACUGGAAAUUUGAAUAGACUUUCAUCAUCAGAAUUGAAUAAUAGUAGUGGUGAUAAAUCAUUUGAUAAUCAAAAAAUGAAUCCAUCAUCAUUACCUCAGCAUAGAUUACUAAGCAAUGCUCUAUUGAGAUCUACCCAAUUAUUGAAUAAUUGUUCAAAUGAACAAAUGGAUAAAAUUGAUCAUAAUGUGGAUGGCAUUACUAAUCUUUCAAAAUCUAUAGAGCCUAUUUGUUUACCAUCACCAUUACGACAGCAUCAUCAACCAUCAACAGCAUUGCCAUUACCACCACGUCCAUCACGUAUUAAUGAUUGUAUUGUUCCCGCCAAUCCUUACCUGACCGAAGAGAUUCCUCAUUGGCUCUACAUCUAUUCAAAAGCUCCACCUGAACAUGACCAUAAACUUAAGUGGGAACUAUUUCGUUUACCUGAAUUGGAUUGUUUUCAAGCCAUGUUGAAUCGCCUUUAUCGAACCGAUAUGGAAAGAUUAGUCAUUUCAUAUGAAAUUAUACGUAAUGCAUUGCUAAGAGAGAUUGAACGUCGUACCACCGAAAAUAAACAUAAAUUCACAGCAAUCAAUAUAAAUGAUAAAAAUGACAAUAUUCCAUCAACGAAUAAGGAUAAAAAUAAUUCAGCAUUAUUAUCACAACUAAUACAACCAAAUGAUGACAUUGAGGCGAGUGAAUCGUCACCGGAACCUCCACCCGAAUUUCGUAAUGAAAAUCAUCUGACACCUUCAACAACCAAUAGCAUCAUUUGUUCACCUUCAUUGAAUUCGAUUACAAUCAUAUCAUCACCUUCAUUGUCACAAUCGGAUAAUUCGACACUUACCACAACCAUAUCUCCAUCAUCGAUACCAUCAUUCGUAUCGAUUUCGCAUCUUUUCACUGCGGAAGAAGAAACAAAAGUUUAAAAAGUUUAAAAGAUGAUCGACCCUUCCCUGUUGAAGCAUAAUCGAAAAAAUGUUCAAUUCUAAGUCAGAUUCUUCGAUUUUUUUAGUUAUUCUUGACUCUUUUCUUGUUUUUCAAUUUUAUUAUUAUUAUUUUGGCUUGCUGUUUUUCCAUCACAUCACGGUCAACGAUUCAUUCGAGUUAGAAUAUGCAUGUACAAAUCAAUACACCAUUGUUCAUAUAUUGGUUCAUUUUAUGUUGUGUUCAUUUGGCAGAAUAAAUUUUUUUGUCUAAUCAAUCAAAAAUAAGAACAUUAAUCUAAAAAACAG